Coffea arabica (coffee) is the source of this 2701-nucleotide messenger RNA. NCBI's taxonomy places the organism in Eukaryota, Viridiplantae, Streptophyta, Magnoliopsida, Gentianales, Rubiaceae. The record is from RefSeq and is a predicted model, not a curated record.
UUCCCUUGCCAGCUGACGACCCAAAGGCAGUUACACUUUGCCUACAUUUUCCUCAUUGCCCAAUUUCUCCCUCCCCCACUACUCACUUGUUCUUCUCCUACUAGGGUUCUCACGUUUCCCACCACCGCUUCUUUCCUUCUGGUUCUUUCUUCCUAGUUGUUACCGUCAAUGGCUUUGGUUGGGAAUUUUUUUUCCUUUUUUUUAUCUUGGUGAGAAGGAGAAAGAAUGGCUGCGCCGGGGGCGUCCUCAGUGGCUGCGAUGGUGACGGACAAGGGGAAGAAAGUGGAGACGGAGACCGAUGCAGCGAGAGGAGUGGAAGCGUACAUUGGAAGUCUAAUCAGCUUGAUUACAAAGUCGGAUAUUCGAUAUGAAGGAUUCUUGUUUCAUCUCAGCCCGCAGGAGUCCAUCAUAGGCUUGAGAAAUGUAAAAUCUUCUGGAACGGAAAGACAAAAGAUGGAUGGUACCCAGGUUGCACCCAGUGACAGACUUUAUGAAUACAUAUACUUCCGAGGGACCGACAUUAAGGAUCUUCAGGUUAUCUCUUUUCCACCUGUUCAGAGUACACCAACUUUACCUGAUGAUCCUGCCAUUAUACAGCCACAUCAUUCUCACCCACCAUCUACAAAUAUCAGUUUGGCUUCUUCAAGUGCCUUGGUAGGUUCAAAUCCUAGUUCCAAUUCUCAUUUGGGAGUUAAUGUUCUGCCACUUGAAGGAAAUACAGCUCCCCGUCGAUCCAUGGAGUUAUCUGACUCUUGGGCUUCAUUAAUUCCUCUUCCACCAGUAAACAUAAAUGGGCCUACCAUGCAAAGUUAUUGGCCUGGAUUUACUGGGUUGCCUGGGGAAAAAUCUCAUCUUCAGCAGAUAACUUAUCCGCCGCAACCCCAAGGUUUAUUGUUACCAAAUUCAAUUCAGCAGCAAUUGCCACAUCCGAGUGUGAACGCAUCCUUCCCCGGGAAUGCAUUAAAUUUCAUUGAACUUCCGCAGAACUUGUUGCCACCUGCUUGUUUUGGUUCUGUGAAUUUAAUAUCUACAUCGCCACUGCCUUCAACUGUGCAAUAUAGCCAUAUACCUCUUUCUACAUUGUUUUCCAAUCUAUCCUCCACACCAAUGUCAAGUAACAUUUCCAAUGCCCUUCCUACAGAUCAACCCCUUUCGAUGGAAGUGGUUGAUUCUGGCUCUGAAAAAGAGCCUUCGUUGGUAAUCGCUUCCAAUGUGAACUCUGCUGUACCUCCAUGUAACAACCAAGCUCAGUCCUUGCUUGGCCCUGCUCCAUUUCCAUUGAUAUCCAAAUUCACAUCAAGUUUUGUGGGUUCAUCCACCACUCCUCAUGUGAGGGGAUCAAAUGUAUCUCCUGCAAUCCCAGGUUCAUUUUGGGAGCGAAGGCCAGUAAAUGCAUCGUCUCCUCACAAUUGUACAGAUGGGAACAGUAAUUUAGGAUCACCAUCCAACCAUCAGCCAUCAGAUUCGCAGAAUAUUGAAGAACUAGCAACAGAACUGCCAAAAUCACCAGCUCGAAAGCUGUAUGAUCCUGCAUCAUCAUCUCACCAUGGUAGCCAGCACCAUGGACAGGUUCGAGGACGGGGUCGAGGAGAUUUGAUUUAUGGAGAUAUGCAUCUCCGGUACCAGAGUAAUAGAGAUCGUAUGCUUGGAAGGGGUCGAGGAAAUUUGCCAAAUAGAGCUUUUUCACACAAUUAUCAGACCUGUAGAGGUCAUCCAGUUGGAAGAGGAAAUCCGCUGAUUGGCACUGCUUCAUACCGUCACCAGGCUCCUAGAGGCCAGGGAAGAGCGAAUGCGCCAAAUGCUGCUGGACCAUAUUAUCGCCGCCAUGGUGGGAGUCCUGCAUGGGGAAGCAGUGAGGCUGACGCCAACUUUACUGAGGAUUUUGACUUUGAGGCAAUGAAUGCCAAAUUUAAUAAAAAGGAGAUCUGGGGUCUUCUUGAUAAAGCCAAGCAAGGUGGAUCAGAAGAUAACAAAGAAGAUGAAAUAGGGCGUAAAGGAAAAGAAGCAGUAGAUGAAUCUAGAAAUGGACUGCCGAAGCUAGACAAUAAGCUAGACUGUCACUUCCUUUUCCAGAGCGCUUACUGUAAGGAUGACUUCUUUGAUUCACUUUCAUGCCCUACCCUGGAUGGUGAGUCUUACAGAGGGAAGGUUUCAGAGCUUAGAAAGACAGAUGACGAGAAAAUUGGCGAGAUUCUGCAACAUCGAAGGGAUCAUGGCAUUCAGGGGCCAUAUAGGGGAGGGAAUUCACAGGGUUCCUACCGUGGUAGGGGGUAUUACAAUGCAGGAAGAGGCCGUGUGAAAGCAGCUUGGAGCCGUGCAACUUAAAUAAGCUAGCUUGCUCUGUUUGUGGGUUGUAGAAGCAGCAUGCCCUUAGUAUUUUGUGUUGUAUUGAAACUCAUCAAAUUUGUACAGUGAUGUUUGUAUUGUCAUGAAUGUUAGCAAGGGCAGGUUUUGCUCUUAGGUAGCUGGGUCAGAACCAUGCCCAAAACUUUGUUGUGAACAAUAUGUAUGAUAACUAAAGGGCAGGUAAGACUCAGGAACAAUAAAACAGAACUGCCUGUUGUUAUUUAGACCUAUAGGAACAAAUGAAAGGGCUGCUGAUCUGUGUAAUAUAUUUAGUCAUAUAAGUUUGACAAUUUUAGGUGAAGUAAAGAACGUCUGUUUGAACUUGAUGAUGUUCAAACACGUCAAAUUGCUUUUA